AUGGCUGAUGGAUUUAUUAUCCUGGAGUGUUCUAGUCAUUGUCCACCACCGCUUGUAAUUGGUGAAAAUGCCAACUAUUCACGAGUCGCGCAAUUCGAGUAUGUAAUGUUCGGACGAGUUUACCGAAUUGAAGGAGACGAUAGCGGAUCUGAUGGUAGCAGAAUUGCGGCCUAUGCGUCUUUUGGUGGCCUCCUUAUGAGGUUGAAGGGAGAGGCGUUCAACCUUCACGGGUUUGAACUGGACUCCAACAUCUACCUUUUGAUUAAGAAGGUCGAAUUCUGA
This is a messenger RNA of Cooperia oncophora, 282 nucleotides long. The record is from the annotation of a GenBank genome assembly. NCBI's taxonomy places the organism in Eukaryota, Metazoa, Nematoda, Chromadorea, Rhabditida, Trichostrongylidae.